Molecule: messenger RNA, 1565 nt
Organism: Acanthochromis polyacanthus (spiny chromis)
Lineage: Eukaryota; Metazoa; Chordata; Actinopteri; Pomacentridae
Gene: cplx4a
Product: complexin 4a
Exons: 3
Coding region: 172-651 (159 amino acids)
Biological process (GO): neurotransmitter transport; regulation of neurotransmitter secretion; synaptic vesicle exocytosis
Cellular component (GO): terminal bouton; SNARE complex
Molecular function (GO): syntaxin binding
Source: RefSeq, a predicted model, not a curated record
UAUCGUCAGUGUGUCCUUGGCUCCAUAGACAAGCAGCAGGUUAGCUAGAGAGCUACCACUGGAUUUGACAGCUAUAGGAAGCCAAAGCGAAGGGCACCAAAAGGGGAGCAGCAUCGUUUUUUUUUUUAUCUACAAAAAACAUCCACAUCCUAAACAGUCACACAACUCAAGAUGGCUUUUUUGAUCAAGAGCAUGAUUGGGAACCCCCUGUCAGGAAUGGGUCUUGGUGGUGGAGGUGACAAAGAAGAGGAGGCCACCCCUUCAGAUCCAGCCAAAGCAGCAGGGAUGACACGAGAGGAGUAUGAAGAGUACCAAAAACAGUUGGUGGAGGAGAAGAUGGAGAGAGAUGCAGAUUUCUUACACAAGAAGGCAGAAAGGGCAACACUCAGGGUUUGCCUCAGAGAAAAAUACAGGCUGCCGAAGAGCGAGCAGGAUGAGAACAUGAUUGAGAUGGCCGGCGACGACGUGGACGUCCCCGAGGAGCUGCUCAAGAUGGUGGACGAGGACGCCACGGAGGAGGAGGGCAAAGAUUCCCUCAUGGGCCAGAUUCAAAACUUGCAGAACAUGGACAUGGACCAGCUGAAGGAGAAGGCCUCGGCCACGGUUACCGAGCUGAAGAGCAAAGCAGAGGAGAAGUGCUCUGUCAUGUAAAAUGGCCAGAGAUGGAAGAUGUGUUUGAAGAAUGAAGAAGAAGAAAAAGAAGAGAGAAGACAAGAAAAAUCUAUUUCACCACUUUCCGGGAAUCUCCAGGCCAAGCUGUGUUAAAAAGCCUGAGGUUUAGUUACAUUAUUAAAACACAAGCAAAAUAUUUACUUUUAUUAUAAGCACUAAAAACACUUCACCGAUAUGUAAUAAAAAAUUAAACCUGAUCAUUUCCAGUUUGCAUUCACUAAGGAUUUCCCUAUUGAAUUGGGUAAUAAUUUACAACUUCACAUUCUAAUAAAAUGAAAAUACUUAAAUGGAUGCCCCAUUUCACCCCCAUUAUUGUUUUUAUUUUUUGUUUGUCGGUUUGUUUGUUUGUUUCUUUGUUUUUAGAUGAAUGCUGUAGAAAAGGGAUUCUCUGUGAACCGUCUCCACAAAGUAUUCCUUCUCAUAUCAAUUUUAUUGUCACAGGCCACAAUAAAUUUUAAAACUCUUAUCAAUUUGUAAUAUAAUGUUCACUUUUUCUGUUUGUCAAAAAAUGAGGCAGAUUGGUGUGUGAAAGUGUGUUUUUCAGUCAAUUAAAUAACAAUAUAUCAAGACUUGCUUAUAGUAAACCAGUCCUGUCUGAGUAUUUCACUUUUCCUUUUGGUAUGUUUCUAUGUGGUCUUUGAAUUAAUAAUGACAUUUAGGUUGUAUUUUUUUCUUGGUGAUCUUCAUACGUUUUGACAUACAUCAUUUUAUCUGUGAUCAAAGCUAUCGAGCCUGAAACAUUUGCAGAGACAUUUGCAGAUUUGCACAAAUCCUGAUUUGAAAAUGCAGAAUAAAAUCCAAACAUUGUACAUAAGCAGUGAUGACAUAUUUGGAGGUACUUCGUGCUGAGAAAACAAAUGUAUCGCUCCAAUAAAGAUGUAUAUUGAAUACAA